UGUAUGUUUAAUAUUAUAUAAGGAAGUAAUCGGCUAUUGAUAUAGAUAAUUUCCGUACAAUAAACAGAUUGUGAAAUACACAAUCGUAUAUGUGUACAUGUAGUCAUUUGGGUUUACGACCACCUUUUGGAGUUACAAACGGGAUUUUAUCAGUCAAAGUAAUGUAAGAAAUUAAUACACCGACAGUUUAGACUGACGAUGUCAACAGAUGACAUACACAAAGGCGAACAAUGGACUCCGAACUAUGGGCUUACUAACGAUGACGAGGUAGUGGACAGUGAACACGUUUCUGGUGACAGUCUUCCCAUGGAACACCUUCUAUAUAUAAGAACGAUGUCGGAUUCUAACCAAAAUAAAGAACACGUGGAUGCAGAACAGUCUGAUAAGAAUAUAGAGAGUACAAAACAGUGCGUUUGUGAUGUUUAUGAUGAGAUUCAGAAACUUAUCACUCAUACUGACAUAGAAGAGAAGCUAAAGGAAGAAUUAUCAAUAGAGUUUGGGGAUUUGUCUGUUGUAAUUGGGAGACUUAAGGAAGAGUUGAUGGAAAGUGAUUGUCCUAUAGUUGUAACAGGGGAGACAUCAGCAGGUAAAAGCAGUUUUAUCAAUUUACUGAUUGGGUGCAAACUUCUCCCUUAUUCUGUAUUAUCCUGCACAUCAACUAUAUGCCGACUUCGGAACAGACACGAAAAGGCUCUGCAUUUGGUCGAUGAACAUGAUACAGUGACCAAACUACCCCUUCCUUCCAACAUAGACGCAGAAACCAUGAACGAGAAACUACAGGAAUAUGUCAACCCUGACGAUAACCAGAAUUGCUAUAAAUACGUGGACAUAGACUGGCCCAUACCAAUACUUCAGGAUGGUGCUGUAAUUGUUGACACUCCAGGAAUUGGAACAAAUUCAAAACUAACAUCAUGUCUUCUGGAUUAUCUUCCAAAAGCAAUUUCUUUAAUAUAUGUUAUAAAGAGUAGCAAUGCUGGUGGUGUUCAGAAUGACCGACUGCUGAAGAUUUUCGAGGAACAGACCGAAAGUAAAUGUGUAUACAAACUAGAUCCAAACAGAGCAAUAUUUGUAUGCAAUAUGUGGGAUCAAAUCUCCAAAAAAGAAGAAAACAAGGUGUCAACAUAUAUUGUACAAGAACUAAAGAAAAGCUGGCCAAACUUUAAAGAGACCCAAAUGUUUAAACUAAGUGCUAAAAAGGAGUCGAAAAAAGUCUUUGUAAAUGGACCAGAGACAGGAUCUGACAGUUUCAAGGGCAUUCUUCGACGGAUUAAAGAAAUGAUUCCUGUUUGCUUACAAGCUAAAAUUUCAAGCCAUUUAAGGUGGCAGCACGAUUUCAUGGAACAAAUGUUGAGAAGAAUUGUAGGAAGAAUAAAACUUUCUAUGAAAACGGAAGAAGAAAAAAUAAAAAUUCAGCGAGACGUUGAUGAAAGAUUAAAGAAACUAAAGCAUGAUAUUAAAGAGGUACAGUGCAAAGUAACAGAAGAGGCGGAGAAUAAAUGUAAACAAAUAUCAGAAAAGCUACACGACCACAUAAAAUCAAAAGAGACCGUUAGCAGAAUAUUCAUGUGGUCAAUACAUGAACUACCAGAAUAUUCACAAUUUGAUGAGAUAGAGUAUAAGGCAAGACAGAUGAUAAUUGGAAGAAUCAAUGAUGAAAUUCGUGAAUGGUGUCAACGUGACGAAAUCAGUAAUUUUACGAAGGAUUUAUCAGACAUGUUUUACACAGAAUGUAAGCUUAUUGAAGAGGAACGUCAGAAAAUAAAUGAGGUUUUGUUCGGUGAGGAAUUAUCGUUAGGAAAAGGACUCCAGACGCAGCAUGAGACAAACAAGGACGACACUCAUGCUCCGUUGUUUACAAAACAAGAAAAAAUUGUAUUGGCAGUGUCUUCCCCUCUUUGGCUUCCGUUAAUAGUUGGUGCUGGAAUUAUAGCAUUGCCAUUUGGAGCGGCUGCUGGGUUAAAAGCAAUAGUACAGGAAAAAAUAAAAAUUAAAGAUUAUAAAACAAACAAAUUAAAGUUUAUGAUGGACUGGAGCAAUGAAGUAUUGAACGAAUACAACAAAUUUGCUAUUUAUAAAAUCAUUUCAGAAACCUAUUUGAAAGAUUUUCACAAAAGUGUUAAGCGUGUUUGCGAGACUGCGAUCCCUCAGCAGAUCGAAGCUGAUGAAAAAUACAUUAGCAACAUCAAAAAUGAUAUCCGUUCAUCGAGUCUUAUAAGAAAACAAUACAAACCUCUUGAAUACUUGUGUAAAGCCAUUCUGGGUAAACUUAUGUUUAUGGACAUAGAGUUUUGUGGAAACCAAAUUGCUGAUGGAAAUAUCAAAGAAUUAAAAGAGAUGACCGAAAUCGGACACGGACAAUUUUCAGAUGUAUAUCAAGUUGAAAUUAAAAUAGGUGACAAAUGGGAAAAAGCCGCCGUGAAAACGAUAAGAAAACCAUUUCACAUCACUCAGUCUUAUGUUCAACUGAUAGAAGUUGAAAAUUUGAGAAAGCUUACUCAUCCAAAUAUAGUAAGAUUGUAUGGUGUAGGUAUUAAACAUAGCACACAGAACAAACGAUUUCUUCAAAUUUUCAUGGAGUAUUGUGAAGACACUUUAGAAGAUGUCGUUAUGAAGAAAAGAGAACCACCACCUUGCUUUAGAUUUAGAAAUAUAUCUGAAUGUACAGCAUCAUGGGAAUUCUAUGUAAUGAUCAUGUGUGAUGUUUGUCAAGGUUUAGAACAUAUUCAUAGUAGGGAAAUGGUUCACAGAGAUCUUAAGCUGGCAAAUAUACUGAUAAAAAACGGUAAAGCCAAGAUAGCUGAUGUUGGAAUGGCAACAGAAGAAAUUAGCAUCCAGGGAACAUUCACAGGUACACCUACCACGAUGGCACCCGAAAUCUUCCAAGGGAAACUUUAUGGAACUUCGGUGGAUAUUUAUAGUGUUGGUAUUAUGUUGUGGGAAAUGUGGUAUGGACGCCCUGGUUAUACUUUUCCAUCCAGCGAAAACACCGAGGAGUAUAGAUUUAUAGCUCAGAAUAUGACGGAGUUAAGUGUGUUUAUUAUCAAUGGAACAAGACCCGAUUUUGAUAAUAAAUUCCAACCUCAUCAUAAUUUACAGUUUUUGAUGAAGAAAUGUUGGAGUGGGAAUCCUACGGACCGUCCAACAGCUGAAUGUGUGUUAAACAAGCUGAGAGAAAUGCAAUAAUUCAAAUGGACAAUAAACCUUUCUUGUUAGUGUACAGUAAUUGUGCAAACGUUUGUAAUAAACAGAGUUAUACCCCUAU
Mytilus californianus (California mussel) is the source of this 3262-nucleotide messenger RNA. RefSeq lists its product as uncharacterized. The record is from RefSeq and is a predicted model, not a curated record. The coding region runs from base 199 to 3183 and encodes 994 amino acids. Gene Ontology annotation, molecular function: protein kinase activity; ATP binding. Gene Ontology annotation, biological process: protein phosphorylation. The transcript has 11 exons. NCBI's taxonomy places the organism in Eukaryota, Metazoa, Mollusca, Bivalvia, Mytilida, Mytilidae.